This is a messenger RNA of Trichoplusia ni (cabbage looper), 3415 nucleotides long. RefSeq names its product proton-coupled amino acid transporter-like protein pathetic. Gene Ontology annotation, biological process: amino acid transmembrane transport. Gene Ontology annotation, molecular function: amino acid transmembrane transporter activity. Bases 209 to 1639 code for a protein of 476 amino acids. The transcript has 10 exons. The record is from RefSeq and is a predicted model, not a curated record. NCBI's taxonomy places the organism in Eukaryota, Metazoa, Arthropoda, Insecta, Lepidoptera, Noctuidae. Gene Ontology annotation, cellular component: vacuolar membrane.
ACGCUAUUGGAGGUCACAAAGUAGGUUGUGUUGUGAUAAUGAUUUGUGACAAAUUGUCGGAUCGUGCGCGGGCGCACCGGCAGUCAUAAUUCGAGUGCCGUGCAGUACUUACAUAGUGUUUAUUUACUCAUUUAUUUUUCUUUUCAACCAAUGUGAUUAUUAGGCUGUGUUUUUUUGUUCAGUGCUUCGUUUUCUAAAGAAAACCAAAAUGGCGAAGGAAAAGGAUUCGGUAGAGGUAGACAACUUUAAGUCAACGGCGGACCUGACAAGUAACCCUGGGUUCCAGUCGUCACUCAGCAUAGCAUCAAAAACCGUAGCUGAUGAAAAGCCAUACAAUCCUUUUGAGCAUCGAACAGUUGAACAUCCUAACUCGACAAUUGGAUCUAUAGUUCAUCUCCUGAAGUCAUGUCUUGGAUCUGGCAUCCUCGCUAUGCCUGCCGCCUUCAAGAAUGCUGGUCUCGUAGCUGGAACUAUAGGAACACUAUUAGCUGGGUUUAUUUGUACUCAUACAGUGCAUAUUCUGGUCAAAACAUCUCAGGAUGUGUGUGUAGACGCAAAGAAGCCAUCACUUAGCUUUGCAGAAACAUGUGGUGCAGCAUUUACUUAUGGACCAAAGAAACUACAACCUUGGGGCGAAUUCGUGAAGACAUUGGUAGACUAUUCGCUUGUUUUAACAUAUACCAGUGUAUUGUGCGUAUACGUUGUCUUCAUCGGAUCUUCUAUAAAAGAAGUUGUGGACGUCUACUGGCCAGAUUCACCCCUGUCUAUCCAAGCCGCCUGUGCACUUACCCUGGUACCACUGGUCCUGAUCUGCCAGAUCCGGAACCUCAAGUACCUGGUGCCAUUCUCAGCGAUAGCAAAUAUCCUGAUCUUCGUGGUCUUCGUGAUAACGCUCUACUAUUUGUUCCUGGAUCUACCUCCCGUUAAGGAUAGAGAAAUGGUCGCCAGUAUAACCCAAUGGCCUUUGUUUUUGAGUACCGUGAUCUUCGCAAUGGAAGGCAUCGGUGUCGUGAUGCCCGUUGAGAACGAGAUGGCGAAGCCGCAGCAGUUCCUCGGAUGUCCCGGAGUUCUGAACACGGCGAUGGUGAUCGUCAUAUCUCUGUACGGAAUCGUCGGCUUCUUUGGAUACGUUCAGUAUGGGGAUAAUGUCAAAGGAUCCGUCACCCUAAAUCUCCCUGAGGGGGAUAUCAUCGCACAAGUAGCGAAGCUCCUCAUGGCGUUCGUGAUAUUCCUGUCGUUCGCUCUGCAGUUCUACGUGCCCAUGGAAAUGAUCACCAGGAGAAGGAAGGGAAAGGAGUCCAAAUACGAGAACUUCCUACAAGUUGGAGUCAGAACAGCGAUUGUGACUAUUGCUGUCGCCAUCGCCGCAGCGUUCCCAAACUUGGAACUGGUCAUCAGCUUUGUUGGAGCCGUUUUCUUCUCAACCCUCGGUCUUCUACUCCCGGCUGUGGUUGACACCGUCUACCGCUGGGACAACGGCCUUGGACCCUUGAACUACGUCCUCUGGAAGAACAUCAUCAUUGGAAUCAUCUCUUUGAUAGCCCUGUUCUCUGGUGCAAGCAGUUCCAUCAAGGGUAUGAUCGAGGAUUUUGGAGGCCACGGCAGCGUUGGAAGCCAUGUUAAUGAAACUUUAACGUAAAAUUGAACUUUUUAAACCCCGAAUGUUCACCAACCAGUUUUUGUUAAGGUAGCUGAAGUACGGAGGUUGGUUCUGAAACGAGUAUUAUGUUAUUGGAAGAGAACUUAGUUUAUAAGCCUAAAAAUACUUAAAGUAUAUAAUAGAUAAGAAAGUAUUUUUUUUCUGUGAAUACCUAGUACAAAUUAUUUUAAAUACAUUUUAGGUAACAUUUUUGUAUCACGUUACCUAGUAUGGUAACAAUUGUUUAUCGACCGACAUUCGAUUGUACUUUUAUUUAUAAUUAAAGUACAAAAUUGUGUACAAAUCAUCCUACAUUAGAAAUGUACCUAGUUAUAAGUUGUAUUAAGUUUUUACCAUUUAAAGUGUAAAAGUCCUUUGAAUUGAAAAUACCCUCAUAUUCAAAAUGCAAGGAGAAAAAUGAUUAUUUUCAUCUGCUAAUAAAGUCCGAAAAAGGGAAUUAUGAAAGUUGAAAAACGAACAUGACUUUAAAAUCGCUUGCAAAACUGUAAUUUUUUAUUUUUUCCAAUAUCAAUUUCGCGACCGAUACCGCUAUAGUAAAUAUUUUGCAAUUUUCGUAAUACCUUUUUUGCUUAACUGUGCCAACUUAACGUUGAUAAAUAUUUAUAUCCACAGGUACGAUUAUCCACGUGCCUAAAUAAUGUCACUAAUAAAUACAAAAAUAUGGUAUUAAAAUUUAAAUCCGAUUAAGCGUUAGGUGCGCUGUUCAAAUUAAAUGCUAAUUUGUUUUUAAUAAUAUUCGAUUACAAGCAAUCAUUUGUUUUAUGUAUGCCAGUUUAUUUGUUUUGCCAGUGAUAUUAAAACAAAAAAGGUUGUGUAUAUUAAAAAAAUACAAAUGUCAAUGAUCAAUUGAAGAGUUUAAAAUAAAUAAAAAUAUCCCUGCUGUAAAGUAGCAAGUAAAACAUAAAGUACUUAAUCGGUGAAAUAUUUAUUUUAAACAGUGAGAAAUAUUAUUUAUUUAUACCCCAAGGUAAAACCUAAGUCCUAUGUAAUUAAUUUGGUAGCCUGUCACAAUUAUUAAACACAGUAGAUUAUGUUAAUGCUAUUUUAUUUAGUAAAAGUAAUUUACAACUAAAUUAAGUUUGUAAAUAGUUAGACAACACCUAUCUAUAUAGAUUUUGUUUUAUUUUAACCAUUUUAGGAAAGUUUUGAAGAAUGAAUUUUGCUUUGUGUUUUAGUCAUGAAAUUCGUUACUAAUUAUGCAAUUGAAAAUAUGUUCAUUGGUAUUGAUGUGUGUACUAAAUUGUUAUUCCACAAAUACAACAAAAUGCAAUAACGUUUGAUAUUAGAGUCUUAAAUAAUGCCAUAUCUUUCUCCUGUCUUCGAUAAUUAGCCCCAGUGAUUCAACUAAGCUUUGUUUUUUUUCCACCGUUUUUGUAAACGAAUGUUUUAAUAGAACACCACAUUAUUCAAAUGUGAUUUACCUUAUAAAAUGCAACAGCAAAGAAUGAUAUUUAAUUAAAAACUUUUGAGUAACAGCGAAACUCAGUUGGAGAGUUACCUCAAGGUAAUAAAAGUCAUUUUCGCAUAAGGAAAAUUUUAUUUUUAAUUGUAAAUUUAACAAUAAUAUUGUAUGUAUUUUUAAAUACUAUGUAUAAGAAGGCACUGUAAUUUAAAUGCUGUACUUACUUAAAACACAAAAUCAUUUGAAAACCAUAAUACAUAGCGUAUUAAAUCAAAGUUUCAACAUGGAUUGUUUAAAUAAACCUGAUCAUUCUUUAAAUUAAUUGUAGUUUUAAUAAAACAGCUUUUGUAAAA